UGCUGGUGCUGGUGGUGGAUGGUCACUCGGUUCCCGGCGCUGAGGCAGCGAGCACGCGCCUCACCUGCGGCAACGCACGCGCGAUAUUUACCGCACUUUUAAUUAAUUAGUGAGUGAGAGUUUUUGUGAGGAUCGCAGCGGCGCGGAACCGCAGUUAUUUGCGGACUUUACACUCCUUCUUCGUUUGCAAUUGAUCGGAGAAUGUGCCUUAACUUCUGACUGAUAGCUCGGCCGGCACCGGCAUGGCGUACUACCGCUGCGGACCGACGGCCAUCGGCAGCCGCGCCUCCUGGUCGGUGACGUCGCCUACCGACCAGAACACCUUCGAGCGGCCGCUCAGUGGGAACUUCGACAGGAUCUUUAAUGCGUUUGAGAGGACUAAUGCGUUCGAGUACGUGCGCAGUACUUUUGAGGGAGGGUCGGAGGAGCGUGGCGCGGGGCGGGCUGAGGCGCUGGUGCGGCGCGUGAGCAGUAGCUAUGAGCGCGCCGACUGCGCACUGGCGGCGCAGGCCCCCAGCGCUGCCGACGAGGACUACUACAGGGAGAAGAUUCUGUACUCGCAGGCGAGGCAACUCUUCCCGCUGCAGGAGGACCUCGCCGACUGGAUCAAUAAAACUAUCGGCACGACGUACCUGACGGGGGACAACUUUCUGGAGGCGCUGGACAACGGCGCUGAGCUGUGCCAGCUGGCGGCCGUCAUACAGCAGCGCGCCAGGGAGGCACUCGACCAGGGCCUCGUCGUCGGGCCGGUGCCGCAGCUGCGCGGGCGGUGCUGGCAGAGAGCCGCGAGACGCAGUUUCUUCAGCCGCGACAAUGCCGACAACUUCCUUACCUUCUGCCGCGACCUCGGCGUGCAUGAGAACCUUCUCUUCGAGAGCGAUGACCUAGUGCUGCACAACCAGCCGCGGCAGGUGGUGCUGUGCCUGCUGGAGGUGGCGCGGCUGGCGACGCGCUACCGACUGGAGCCCCCGGGGCUGGUGCAGCUGGAGCGGGAGAUCGCGCAGGAGGAGCGCGACUCCGGCCUCGACUCCGCCAUGUCCACCGCCGCCUGGCAGUUCCGCGACCUCACGCCGCCGCCGCACGACCCACGCGACACGCAGCCCGACGAGACACACAAGCAUACAGCAGAGCCAUCCGCGACGUCACAGGACCAGAAUGAUUGCCAGCUGGGCGCAGACAACACGGACGCGGAGAGCACGCGCUCUGACGCCGCCAGCAGCGACUCCGACGUCCCUCUCAGACCCACCAACGAGCUCGACAAGCGGGUGGCGCUGGUGACUCGGCUGCUGGAGCGCGGCUGCAGCUGCUCCUCCGCGCGCUGCUCGCGGCUACUCAAGGUCAAGAAGGUGGGCGAGGGUCGCUACAACAUCGCCGGCAGGAAUGUCUUUAUACGGCUUCUGAAGGGGCGGCACAUGAUGGUGCGCGUGGGCGGCGGCUGGGACACGCUGGAGCACUUCCUGUCGCGCCACGAGCCCUGCCAGGUGCGCCUCGUGGCGCCCGCGCACAUGGCCGGCGCCCCGCCCUCGCCCCUCCCCGCACCUCUCCCCGCCGCCGCCGCAUCCCCCACGCCGGACCUCCCGCUCGACGAGCUCGACGCGAAGCUAUCUCCCAUUAGAAUCUCCCCGGCCACCAGCAAAACCUCAGUAGCCAGCAGGGACCGCUCCGGCACCACCACACCGGUAGAUAGCAAAGCUUCCACUAGCGGCAAGUCUUCCCCGACGGGCGGGGCCGCUCCGAGCAAAAAAGAAGGCGGCGUGGUCUCUUCCACGCCGAACAAGGCACGCCUAAAGUCCGCACUCACGCUGCCCAUUAAAGCGGAGCCCCCGCGCGCCCGCAAGCAGUCCGCACCCAGCUUCAGCACCCCCAACACGCCCACCAAUCGGUCGACCCGCGCCCCCGGCGAGCUCCGAAAGUCUCUCACUUCCAACACUUUGCUAAACGCGCCAAAGAAAUCUAGAAGUAUGAGCCUCGGGAUGCAGAAGGACGACAAGCCGAGCGGCGCGGAGCGGCCGGUCAAAGGCAAGAGCCGCAGCACGACCGUGACGCCGGCGCCCACGCCAACGCUCGGGAGCCGCAAGACGCGCAGCCAGAGCCUCGCCUCCACGCCCGUCAACGAGCCGCGCAGGACCUUCGCCGCGAGUAACGGACACGCCAAGAAGACGCGCAGCAUGAGCCUGGCCACGACGGCGGACUUCGGCAAGCCGCUGGUGAAGAGUGUGUCGCUGUCGACGGGCGGCGCGCCGAUGACGCAGGCCGCCAUCGAGGAGAGCAUCCGACUGUCGCUGGCCGCCACGCUAGUCGACGACUCCUGCCCCAAGAGGCCCUUCCUGCACAUCAAAGCCAAAUACAGAAGUCCGCCGCCGCGGGAAGUUCCCCCCAGAUAACUCCGCUCCGUGCAUUCCACUAGUUGUACAGUCUGACGCGAGGCCGAGGGGCCGGGGGCGGAGCCGGGGGCCGCGGGGCCGGGAGAGCCUCACAUCGCGAGCUAAGCAUUAAGUAGAUCUCCUAAGUAAUCUCAUUUGUUUAACCACGUAGCUAUAAGUUGCAAAUCACGUUUAUUAACUCGAAGGAAGCCUAGUCAUAAUGAGUUCUUUUUUAAUAUUGUAUGUACUUUUAAUUGUAAUUUAAUCGUCAUCAUAAUUUCAGUAUCAUUUUUAAUUUUUUAUUUAAUUUAUAAUUUUUUUAAUCGAUAGUCGAUACCAACAUUAUUAUUUUCAAAAUUUAAAUUGAUAUUUGUUAAAGUUUUAGAAGCGCUGCCAAUCGCGCUUCGUGGUGUAAUAAAAUAUUUUCAGUUUUAUUUUGUUUUGUUUUUUUUUUAUUAUUAAUUAAAAUUCUAUACCGUGCAAUGCUGAAUGCUUACUUGCGUAUUUGUAACGUAUUUUUCAAAAAACUAUGCUAAUAAGUACCUAUUUGCUAACUUUUAAGUGUUGUUAAUUAUAUCGCAUUUCAUUAAUUGCAGCAGCGUCAAAUUGCACUUAUUUUAGUAAAAUCUUAGCUAAGAACUUCAUAAAAUCAAUCUCAAGGGUACAAAAAUGAUUAAGUCCACAUAUAUUUUCGUAAAAUAGAUAAAAGAAAUAUUUUUGCACUAUAGCAAUAGUUAGGGCACAACAACACCAAACAACCA
Messenger RNA from Papilio polytes (common Mormon), 3124 nucleotides. It is a transcript of the gene gas2, whose product is annotated as GAS2-like protein 3. Gene Ontology annotation, cellular component: actin filament. NCBI's taxonomy places the organism in Eukaryota, Metazoa, Arthropoda, Insecta, Lepidoptera, Papilionidae. Gene Ontology annotation, molecular function: microtubule binding; cytoskeletal adaptor activity; actin filament binding. The transcript has 10 exons. The record is from RefSeq and is a predicted model, not a curated record. Gene Ontology annotation, biological process: actin crosslink formation. Bases 243 to 2384 code for a protein of 713 amino acids.